GGAAACCACGGGCGGCGAAGAUGGCGGACGGCAGCGGGCGCGCCGGCAAGAGCAGCGGCAGCGGCGCGGGGAAGGGGGCGGUGUCGGCGGAGCAGGUAAUUGCUGGCUUCAACCGCCUUCGACAGGAACAGCGGGGCCUGGCAUCCAAAGCAGCUGAGCUGGAGAUGGAGCUGAAUGAGCACAGCCUGGUGAUUGAUACACUGAAAGAGGUGGAUGAAACCCGCAAAUGCUACCGCAUGGUUGGAGGAGUGCUGGUGGAGCGGACUGUCAAAGAGGUAUUGCCUGCCUUGGAGAACAAUAAAGAGCAGAUACAGAAGAUCAUUGAGACACUGACACAGCAGCUUCAGGCCAAGGGAAAAGAACUAAACGAAUUCCGGGAAAAGCACAACAUUCGUCUCAUGGGGGAAGAUGAGAAGCCAGCAGCCAAGGAAAACUCAGAUGGGGCUGGGGCUAAGGCCAGCUCGGCUGGAGUCUUGGUCUCCUAGGGACCAAGACCUUUGUGUUUUUUUCUACCCAGAUUCCAUGUCUUCUAAUUUCUCUUAUUGUUAUUAUUAUUAUUUUCUCUGCUAUUGUAAUAUUUUUUUGUUAAGUAAAUGUUUUGGUCAGAA
Messenger RNA from Talpa occidentalis (Iberian mole), 608 nucleotides. RefSeq names its product prefoldin subunit 2 (gene PFDN2). Gene Ontology annotation, cellular component: prefoldin complex; cytoplasm. NCBI's taxonomy places the organism in Eukaryota, Metazoa, Chordata, Mammalia, Eulipotyphla, Talpidae. The record is from RefSeq and is a predicted model, not a curated record. The transcript is spliced from 4 exons. Gene Ontology annotation, molecular function: protein folding chaperone. Bases 21 to 485 code for a protein of 154 amino acids. Gene Ontology annotation, biological process: protein folding.